AUGGCAAAACUCACUGAUGAUGCCGACUACGAUGCUGGCGAAACGUUUGAUAAGGUACCAAGUUCACUGUCUGAUGCUGGGAAUCAAGACAACUACAAUGGCAGACGACUUCGGACUAGCGGCGUUCUACUAAGUCGCCCUGACAACAAGACCAAGUUGCGACAACGACGUCAACCCACUUCUAUAAGUCGGUUUUGCCUUAGCAGCCAACUGUAUCCUUGCCGAUUGGAACAGAUCAUCAUUAGAGACGAGUUAUCUUAUGGUAAAAGGAGUUGA
Protopolystoma xenopodis is the source of this 276-nucleotide messenger RNA. The record is from the annotation of a GenBank genome assembly. Lineage: Eukaryota; Metazoa; Platyhelminthes; Monogenea; Polystomatidea; Polystomatidae.